AUGGCUUCCGCAGACAGCGAGGUGAAAACCCUCCUCAACUUCGUCAACUUGGCCUCGAGCGACAUCAAGGCCGCCUUGGACAAGUCAGCCCCCUGCCGCCGCUCCGUGGACCAUAGGAAAUACCUGCAGAAGCAGCUCAAGCGCUUCUCCCAGAAAUAUUCCCGCCUACCUCGCUGCCACCACCACCUGCAGCCGCAGUUGCCUCCCGCCCGGGAGCGGAGGCCGCCUGAAGGGAGGGCGCGAGGCCUGAGCGUCGCCGACGGCCCCGAGAGCUCUAUAUGCCGAGGCCACGCCGCCUCCGGGGCGGCCAAGGGCGACAAGGCCUCCAAGGCCCCAGAGCGCCUCGGCGGUGAGGAGCAGCAGCAACAGCAAGGGACUCCGGAAGCAGGCGCCAGACCCGACCAAGUGCCCAUGAGGAAAAGGCAACUGCCCGCCUCCUUUUGGGAAGAACCCCGGCCUGCUCCGGGCUCCCCGGGUGUUGUAAGUGGCAUGGUCUUUCCAGUGGGGGUUUCCUCGUCGCCCUCUUCUUCCUCGUCGCCCUCGUCCUCCGCCAAAGACCUGCCUCCUUAUGAGGGAAAGAAAAGUAAAACAGGCCUCGACGGCGGCGGGACUGGCACGGCUCUCGAGAGUCCCCCGCGCAGGCCAGAGCUUGGGGCCGCCAAGAGGCUGAGGGCCUGGGGCUGCUGUCCAUUUCAGUACCACGGGCCACAGGCUUCCCCCGGCGUCUACCCGGCCCCGCUCCCUGCCGCCCUGCCCCCCGCGGCCCCCUUCCCGGCUUUGGGGUUGUGGCGGAAAGAUGCGCCUUCACCGACGGAGGGCAAGGCCUUCUGCCAGCCAGGGCAGAAAGUGUAUCGGCCUGUAGUGUGGAAGCCCAUCCCCACCAAGCCUGCCGCCCCUCCCCUCAUCUUUAGCGUCUUCGGAUACCUUUAGGCUUGGCAGCUUCCCCUCAACUUGCAAGGGCAUCACCUCUCAAUAGUCGCCCUGCCCAGGUCACUCGCAGUGCUGAUUCUGAAAGAAAGCCGAGUGCCUUAAGCUACUUCCAGAGCUUGAAAAAAUAGCUGAUCUGCUCUUUAAUCUCAGGUCCUUGGGCUCUGGAGGUACAUCAGGGAACACAAAAAGCAAAGAAAGUGUGAAGAAGCAUACUGAACCCAGUGAUGACUUAUCCAAUCUCCUGCUACAAUAUGUUCUCUAGGUGACCUUGGGCCAAUUAUCAUCUCCAAACCUGAUCUACCUGGCAAGGGUGUUGUGAGGGAAAGAGUGCAUGUGUGGAAUUUAAACUGUAUACCACCCUGAGCUACUUGAAAGAAAGGCAGGAUAAAAAGAGUGGCAUAAUGAUAAUAACAAUAAAAAUAAACCACACUUU
Messenger RNA from Candoia aspera, 1363 nucleotides. RefSeq names its product family with sequence similarity 181 member A (gene FAM181A). The record is from RefSeq and is a predicted model, not a curated record. The transcript has a single exon. NCBI's taxonomy places the organism in Eukaryota, Metazoa, Chordata, Lepidosauria, Squamata, Candoiidae. The coding region runs from base 1 to 930 and encodes 309 amino acids.